AUGGCCGCACCAAAUCCCUGCUCGCUGACAGAGGUCGCGUCGGACGCCGACUUUGCCAACUACACCAACAACCUCCCAGAGUCGAGCACGCUGCUCAUCUACUUCCACGCUCCAUGGGCCGAGCCAUGCAAGCAGAUGUCGACCGUCCUGUCCACUCUCGCCUCGACCUACACGGCCACUUCGCCGCCCACCAUCUCUUUCCUCGCGCUUGACGCCGAAGAACUCAACGAUGUCAGCGAGCACUACGACGUCACCCAAGUCCCAUACAUUGUUAUCCAGAAGGCCGGCAAAGUCCUCGAGACCAUCUCUGGUGGAGACGCUUCUCGUGUGCGCGCUGCCGUCGAGAAGCAUGUCGGUUCCGGCAGUGGCAACGCUGGCGGCGCAGGCCUGCCUCCGGCACAGCUCGUCAACAAGCCAGAAGGAGGCAGCGCAAAGAACCUGGCAGCCUACGCACCCUCAGCAAACGACCAAGCCACCGCUCCCGAGUACUCGGCUUCCGAGGCCAACCCCGAGACAAGCAAGGAGGAAUUGAACAACAGACUCGGCGAGCUGGUCAAGGCCGCUCCCGUCAUGCUCUUCAUGAAGGGAACGCCUUCUGCUCCCCAGUGUGGUUUCUCGCGCCAGACAGUCAGCCUUCUUAGAGAAAAGGGCGUCCGUUAUGGCUUCUUCAACAUCCUGGCCGACGAUGACGUGAGACAGGGUCUCAAGGAGUUCGCAGACUGGCCUACCUUCCCUCAAGUUUGGGUCGGUGGCGAGCUGGUCGGUGGUCUUGAUAUCGUAAGUCCAUUCGCCAUGUCUUCUAUAGCCGGAGCGUGUCCACUGACGUUAUUAUUCUUCACAGNNCUCAAGGAGGAGUUCGAGAACGACCCAGACUUCUUGGGCGACUACUCAGUCAGCGGCAAGAAGGGCGGUCCCGCUGCUUAA
Messenger RNA from Aureobasidium vineae, 924 nucleotides. The record is from the annotation of a GenBank genome assembly. Lineage: Eukaryota; Fungi; Ascomycota; Dothideomycetes; Dothideales; Saccotheciaceae.